AUGCCUCAGAAAUAAUGUCAUAGCAUACCCGACAGAUUUCCCUAAACAAAAUUUCGUUCUGGCUCACGUUAAACACGUUAAAUGUUUGGGAUAUUCAUUUCAAAAUUAAAUACAAAAAUCCCGUGACACAGCCUUAAAAUGGACGCCUUGGUGCGUAUCAACCAGAUGUUCGAGAGCUUCCGGAGCGCGAUCCGGGACAAGCGGAGCGUGGAGCGCGGGCGGGCGGCGCCGCUGCUGCACGCGUUGGGCGGGGAGCUGGCGGCGCUGGGCCGGCGCGACCGCCCCGCCCUGCGCCGCGCCGCCGCCAUGCAGGCCUGCCUGUCCCUCCUCGCCGCCAAGAACCUCCCGCUGUCCCUCCUCGAGAAGCGAAACAUGCUCCAAGCAGCCUUCGACAAACUCAAACCGCACUACCUUAAAAAAGAGUGCCUCUUCAUCUUCCUCAGAGUUCAAAACCUCCUGUGCUACUACCUCAUCCAGCUAGACCAGCUGUCGCUCGCCCAAACCAUCCUCGAAAACAUGGAAACUUUGUACGAUAACAUCAAUAAGACUCAACCUUUCGAGUACGUGGACGCGGAGGAUCUGUUCACGCCGGCGCCCUUGGAAGACCUGCCGACGCUGGAUCCUGGCAAGAUCGACCAGCUCAUGACCAACAACAUCGAGAUGCAGGCGUUCCUGUACAACAAGCUGGGGUUACAACACAAGUAUGUGCUGUACAGCCACACGGCGCUGCGGCGACGGCUGGAGACCCGGGAUUGCGACCCAGUGGCGUGGGCCGUGCGCGCCGCCCGCCUGGCCCGACACUUCCUGUCGCUUCAGCAACUUGCCCCCGCGCGCCACCAUCUCUGCGCCGCCUACAAGUUGCUGCGCUCCUGUCGCGACCAGUCCAAGCUGCUCACCGACCAGCUCUCAACACAGCCCGACUUCGACGCCAACUUCCUCGAACUCUGCCACUACUGGAUCAAGUACGGACUCACCAUAUUCCAGCUAUCCAAGAAGAAGAUUCUGAACAAGCACUUCGGGGACAACCCGUCGCAGAUGGACUGGUGGAAGGCAGUGGAGCUGGACGAGAAGUUGCGGGGCGCGCCGUCUCUAGACCAGGUGAAGGAGACCACGGGCGAGGGCGAUGCCACCGCCGCUGACGAAAGCCUAUACCAGUUCAAAAGCCUGGAGCUUGAGGAGUGGGAGCGACCGGUCCCGCUGGCUCUAGUCACCAACAUGGACGAGGCUAAAAGACUCUUCGCCUUCACUCACAAGUGGGUGACUCGCGCGCGCCGCUACUGCGACCUGGACCAGAGCCCCUCACAGCACGUGUCCUGCAGCUUACAACUAGCUGAGCUAUACGAGCACCUGGCCUUCUUCGAGCGCGACGUGGACCGGCAGUACGGCAUCCAGAAGUGCCGCGCGGAGGUGCUGGAGUCUCUCCACUCCGUGCUGAAGACCUGUGACUCCACGGCUGCUCAGGUGGAGGUGAUCCGGGAGCUGUCGCAAGUGCAGCUGGAGCUCAUGGCUCUGAAUCUGCAGAAGCUGUGGAGGGAAGAGUCUCGGACGCAGUUGAACAGUGAGGUUGAGUCUGUGGUGCCGUCGAUGAGGUCGGGGGGUAGCGGGGCGGCGGGCGGGGUGCGGGGCGCGGGGGUGCGGCUGCGCGCGGCGGCGGCGCUCACGGCGCGGCUGAACAGACUCAGCGGACAGCUGGCCGACCCGCCGCGACCGCUCAGCCUCCACUCGACCAGGUCUAAGAGUGCAGACUCGUCCGUUUUGAACUAAAUUGUGAAAAUAUAUUGUAUCAC
Molecule: messenger RNA, 1787 nt
Organism: Plutella xylostella (diamondback moth)
Lineage: Eukaryota; Metazoa; Arthropoda; Insecta; Lepidoptera; Plutellidae
Product: KIF-binding protein
Source: RefSeq, a predicted model, not a curated record